Pseudomyrmex gracilis is the source of this 4008-nucleotide messenger RNA. It is a transcript of the gene neur, whose product is annotated as protein neuralized. The record is from RefSeq and is a predicted model, not a curated record. Lineage: Eukaryota; Metazoa; Arthropoda; Insecta; Hymenoptera; Formicidae. Gene Ontology annotation, molecular function: ubiquitin protein ligase activity. The transcript has 4 exons. Bases 586 to 2763 code for a protein of 725 amino acids.
CCUUCGACGAAUCGGUGGGGAUCCGUGCGGUCCGAUUGGAUGUUGGCUCGCGCGCGUUGCGGCAAUACUCUCGCGCUCCGCAACAGAAAACAGUCAGUCGUCCCGGGGCGCUCGACCGGGCACGUAGGGCGAUUUGCGAUUUUUUCGUGCUGAAUCGCGCCACACUCGUGUGACACGCGGUCACACUCUUUUUCCACACGCGGUUUCUUCCUCUCUCUCUCUUUAUCUUGGAUUUUGGGAUUUACGAAGUGACCCGUAAAGAACCACCACGUCGUCGAACGAAUAAAAAUAGCCAUCGGGACGAGAUAUAAAAAGGAUACAAUAGGCUCCAUUUUUCUGAUUGUCUCAAUCCGUCGUCGUCCAUUUCGUCGCGCUUCCUCAGUGGUGUGAAGGAACCUUAGGGAGUAAUAUCUUCACACGAUUCAGUGUCCAAAAAAAAAAAAAAAAAAGUGCGACCGUCAGUGAAUCGUCGUCGCAGUUCGAUCUUCUUGUAUCUUUCCUUUCUCUCUCUCUGCGAACUUUCGUUACGAAUUUUCGCGCCCGAAACUCUCCUUCUCGUGCUCCGAAAGCAGCACGGCCACAUUUAUGGGGGUGUCCGGAGAGUGCGCGGUCAAGGGCAGCAGAAGCAGCCACCCCUGUCAUUGCUGCGUUCACGUCGGUAGUUCCGGCGCGAGCGUGCAACAGCAACAGCAGCCGCCACCGUUGCCACCGUCGUCCACGCAGCCCUGCGAACCUCAUCAUCAUCACCAUCAUCAGCACCAUCAUCAUCACCACCAUCAUCACCAUCACGGCAAGCACGCACCGGCGAACGCGUCGCCGCAACACAACAACAGCGGCGACAACAACAACAUCCUGGCACCUCUACGCAGCAAGAUGAAAGUGCUGAAGAAGCUUAAGCGCAAGAUGGGUCUAGCUCCCAGAUCAUCGAACGCGGGUACCAACAACCUGCCGCCGUUGACGUUUCAUCAUGUGCACGGUGACAAUAUCAGACUGUGCAAUGGCGGCACAAUCGCCCGGAGGCACGAGAGCUUUUGCAAGGGUGUCACCUUUAGCGCCAGACCCGUGCGAGUGGGCGAGAAGGUCUGUGUGAAGUUCCUGGAGAUAUCCGAUAAUUGGAGCGGCGUCAUUCGUUUCGGCUUCACCAGCAACGAUCCGAUCAACCUACGGAGCGGUCUGCCGAGGUACGCGUGUCCCGAUUUGACUAACAAACCGGGUUACUGGGCGAAGGCCCUCGCCGAGAGAUUCGCUGAAAGGGACGCGGUGCUCUUCUACUACGUCACGUCAGCCGGCGACGUGCACUUCGGCGUGAAUGGCGAAGAGAAAGGCGUCUUCUUCAGCGGCGUCGAGACCCGGGGUCCGAUAUGGGCGAUUAUCGACGUUUACGGCAACAGCACGGCGAUCGAGUUCGUCGAUCCGAAUCGCCAGCACUUCAACAACAUCCGCCGAGGUGCCGACCACAGCAACGAGGACAACGCGCAACACAGCAGGCACUCGGCGAUGGACGAUGCCAGCAACGCCGGUCGGGACGUCGAAAGAAUCAUCGUGCCGUCCAUGCAAAGCAUGUCGAUUCAUCACGAGCCUGACGUCGAGCUACCCGGGCUCAGGUUUCAGCCCCCCGGCGUUAUCUUCACUCCUCUGCCCUUCCACUCCACUCGGGGUAGGAACAUCCGCUUCAGCAACCAACAGUGCGUGGCGACGCGCACCGACACGGAAUUCUGUCAUGGCUACGCAUUUACGAGUCGACCGUUGUUGUUGGGCGAGCGGAUAGUCGUGCAGAUUCUCUCUACGGAGCCAAUGUACGUUGGCGCUCUUGCCCUCGGCCUGACCUCGUGCGAUCCAGCACGUCUCACGGCGGAGGAUUUGCCGGACGACAGCGAUCUACUGCUGGAUCGACCCGAGUAUUGGGUAGUCUCCAAAGAUGUAGCGUCCAGUCCGCAGCCCGGCGACGAGAUCGCCUUCACGGUCACGCACUACGGCGAGGUGCAGAUGAGCAAGAACGGUGGCCCACCCAAUGUCGUCAUGCAUGUAGACGAGAGUCUUCAACUAUGGGCAUUCGUAGAUGCCUACGGUAGCACUCAAAGGGUGAGAAUGCUGGCCAGCAGACCGACAUCGCCGCCGCGGCAACGUCAGAGCAACCCUUCGCCGGCCACCAUUGUUCAGCAACAACAACAACAACAACACACAAAUCACAGCAACGCUGCCACGGAAUUGUCCAGAUUCUCCGAGAUGGUGCAGUUCAAGCCUGCCGUAGGCGGCGGAACUGUGCUCGUUGUCAAUCUCCCGCCCCAGGCUGGUUACUCGACACCCCCGCCACCCACACCACAGCCGAUUUACGCGUCCGCGGCGCACAGAAAUCCGCCGUCGCAAUCGGUGCAUCUUUCCGCAGCUGCUUCGCCCGCGCCAGUUCCACAUCCCGGCUCGUCUAGACAAUCCUCGCCGCCGUUAACCGGUACUAUGGCCAGCACCGGUUCAUCCACGUACGUCGAUCCUGUGACCUAUCAGAGUCUGGACGGCACGUUGACGUCGCACGCGACGUCAUCGCACUUGCAACAGUGGAGCGAAGGCCUGCAGCCAACGCUCGCCGGCCAGCCAAGCGAGUGCUCCAUCUGCUACGAGCGCAGCAUCGACAGCGUGCUCUAUAUGUGCGGUCACAUGUGUAUGUGCUACACCUGCGCGAUUCAGCAGUGGCGUGGCAAGGGCGGCGGUCACUGUCCGCUCUGCCGGGCGCCUAUUCGCGAUGUCAUUCGCAUUUAUCGGUCCUGAACAAUCCAGGACUAAGAGAGAGAGAAAGAGAGAGAGAGAGAGAUACAAACGGGGAUAGAAAGAGCGCGGACGUCUUCCCGGUUGUUCCCAUUGCCGUAGCUGCGUCCGUCACCGUGCUUCCGUCGUCUUCGUUUCCUUCCGCGUCGAAUCCGCCGCGUUUCAUCACCCGUCUUGCCGAUCAUUGCGCGAAGAUGAUGAUUCACUUUUGCACUAUACAAAAAACGGUGACUAUCGUAUCUUUUUCUACUGAAAUGCGGAGCGUUUCUCUUCUUCGUGAAGAAAAUUAAGUAGACAAAAACGGGAGGGAGAGAGAAAAGCUCCUUAGUGAGAUCUUCUAUACAAAGAAUUUUCUCGCCCCAAAACUUCUGCCAUGUUAGAUUUAUUACGUAGUUCGCGACGUCUUUCGAGAUCGCGUCGCUGUCAAUUAACGUGUCAAUGCGAGAUUGGACACGACGGACCAUCGCGAUCACUGCCAUCGUAAUUGAUCCAAGCGAGAAAGCGGAUGAUGUAUCGCCGCGGAUGCGAACGAAUGUGUGUGAGGGAGAAAGAUAGACAAACCGCUACAUAGUUGGUCGAGUUUGCUUUGUAUAUCCCAGUAUGCCAGUCUGUUGUUGUGUGCGAGUGGUAACAUGCUUGUGGUGGUGAGUGAGUGCGAAACCUCAUGCGACAUCGACAAAAGAGAGAGAUCGAUUUUAGAUAUUUUCACAAAGCGACACAUAAUCGUUAAUUACCUUUACCAAUUACUACUAUCGCUCUGAGCUAUCACUACUAUUGCUACUAUUACUACUACUAUAACUCUUUACUACUACCAUACUACUCUUCCAGCCUUUAUUAUUUUAUUAUUAUUAUUAUUAUUAUUAUUAUUAUUAUUAUUAUUAUAUGUAUUAAUUAUAUAUUAUAUAUUAGUAACUAUUGAUAUUAAUUAUAUAUAUAUUACUAGUUUUUUCGUACAUUGUAACAGUCUUCAUUAUUUGCGAGCUUCGUUUGCCACGAUCACUAUUAAUUUUACUUAUAUCCGCCGAUUAUAGUGAUGGUUGGCGAAUUGGAACACACAUAUAGUCACUGUUUCGUCGCGUGAUUAUUAUUUAAUAAGAUUCGUGUGAUUACGUAGUUACGAAUUGUGUUUUCGAUUGGAUGCCCCGGGACAUUUGGACAGCUCGUUCGAAAGGACCUUUGUUGCUCUGUGCUUUAGUGGAGGAUGGAAACGUGACUGGAGAUAUACAAAAAAAAAAAAAAAAAAAAAAA